AUGAAGAGAGAGAUGGAGAGCCAGAGUGAUGCACCCCAGCCUCAGCAUCAGACACAAGAGCAACAGCAUCCAGACUCUCCUGUUGGCUCAUCGAUCGGCGAGAAAGCUAUAGACUCUCCGCCAUUUCCUUUGCAGGACUGCUCUUCCAAACACCAUGACGACGAUAUUUCUGUCCUGCGCGACCGUAAUGCUGCACAAGUCUUGUCGUACGAUGCCGACGACUCCCCCUUUCCGGAGGUGCGUGCGGUCAUCCAGCCUAUCGACGACCUUUCGCUGCCUGUGAACACUGUCCGCAUGUGGACAAUCGGCUUGCUUUUUACUAUUGUUGGAAGUGGAUUGAACCAGUUCUUUAGCUUACGCCAACCCAGCGUCACCAUCAGUGCCCUAGUCGCCCAGCUGCUCGCGUUUCCAGUAGGCUGUGCCUGGGCCAAAUGGAUGCCACUGGGCAUCCUGAACCCAGACCGACACUUCAAUAUCAAGGAACAUGGGCUCAUCACUAUCAUGGCCAAUGUCUCGAUCGGUUCCGCCGCAGCGACUCAAAUCAUCGAGGCGGUGGUCAAAUUCUAUCAUAUGCCCUCUCAUGGUGGAUUUGAGGUCCUGCUUUGUGUUACGACGCAACUGUUCGGAUUUGGAUUGGCAGGCAUGGCCGCUCGUUGGCUGGUCACUCCGGCCUCCAUGAUCUGGCCCCAGGUGUUGUCAAAUGCAGCCUUGCUCACCACCUUGCAUUCACGAGAGAAUGCUAUCGCAGAUGGCUGGCGCAUCACGCGCCUCCGCUUCUUUCUUGUGGUGUUCCUAGUGGGCGCUAUAUGGUACUUUGCCCCUGGGUAUCUGUUCACCGGCCUCAGCACCUUCAGUUUCAUUUGUUGGAUCGUUCCUUCGAAUGUAGUGGCCAACCAACUCUUCGGGCAGAUCACCGGGCUGGGCAUGUCGGUUUUGACCUUUGACUGGGCCCAGGUGGUCUAUGCCAACCAAAGCCCGCUUUUGGUUCCGUUCUGGGCUGGCUUGAAUGUCAUGGGCUCAUUUGCACUCUUCUUCUGGCUCAUCUGUCCAAUCAUCUACUAUACCAACACUUGGUACUCAGCCUAUAUGCCCCUUCUGAACUCCAACACUUUUGACAAUACGGGCAACACUUAUGACCCGUCUCGCAUCAUGGGCCCAGAUGGGUCCGUCAAUCAAACUGCCUAUCGAGAAUACUCACCCAUGUUCUUACCUGCGGGGUACGCCAUUACCUUUGGUGUUGCUUUCGCCAACCUGACCGGUAUCUUUGUUCAUAUUGGGCUCUACCACGGUCGAGAUCUAUGGCAACAGUGGAAAGGGACAAACAAGCAAGAUGUGCAUGCGCGUCUCAUGUCGGUCUAUCCAACCGUGCCUUGGUGGUGGUUCGCCGGAGUGACAGCAUUGAUGUUUGUGCUGAGCGUGGUGACGAAUGAAGUGUGGCAUACGGGUCUCCCCGUCUGGGCUGUGCUGGUGGCAUUUGUGCUGCCCACCCUCUACUUUAUUCCGGUCGGGGUCAUCAAGGCAUUGACAAAUAUCAGCAGCAAUCAGCUGAACCUACUGUCUGAAUUCAUUGGCGGAUAUGCUUUCCUUGGCAAACCACUCGCAAACAUGGUGUUCAAAUUUUACGGCUAUGUCGCCGUUCAGCAGGGUCUUGAAUUCGUCGCUGACAUGAAAUUGGCCCACUACCUCCACAUCGCCCCAAGAACCGUGUUCGCCGCUCAAGGCUUCGCCACUCUGAUCGGUGCCAUCGUCCAGUGCGGAGUGACAGUGUUUAUGAUUACGAGGAUCGACGAUGUUUGCACCUCGGAUGCAGACGGUGCGAUCGGCCCUGGCCGAUUAUUUUCUCCCGGCCAGAUCUAUGGUAACCUAUUGUGGUUCUUCCUCGCUGGUCCGGUGGUUGUCAUCAUCACGUAUCUUUUAGGUCGGCGUUGGAAAGCUGUGAACUAUAUUUCCUGGCCGGUCGCUUUUGGAGCGAUGAGCCUGGUCCCACCGGCGACUGGAGUCAGCUUUUCCUCCUGGUGGGUCAUCAACAUGAUCUUCAAUGGCUUGAUACGCCGUCGCAAACCUGCGUGGUGGUCUAAAUACAAUUAUAUCUUGUCUGCUGCGCUUGACUGCGGAGUCGCCGUCUCGACCGUCAUUAUCUUCUUCUGCAUCACCUUACCGGCGGGCCCUUUGAACUGGUGGGGAAAUACUGUGUAUACCAAAACCGCCGACGGACGAGGCACGCCGUACAAAAGUCUACCAAGUCGAGGCUACUUUGGUCCUGAGAAAGGGAUAUGGAGUUGA
This is a messenger RNA of Penicillium subrubescens, 2283 nucleotides long. RefSeq lists its product as uncharacterized. Bases 1 to 2283 code for a protein of 760 amino acids. Gene Ontology annotation, molecular function: oligopeptide transmembrane transporter activity. Gene Ontology annotation, biological process: transmembrane transport. The transcript is spliced from 6 exons. The record is from RefSeq and is a predicted model, not a curated record. Lineage: Eukaryota; Fungi; Ascomycota; Eurotiomycetes; Eurotiales; Aspergillaceae.